GUAGAAGAUAUUUUCUAAUAGUAGUUUACAUUUAAACAUUAUAGUGAAGUAUUACUUGGAGAUUAUUUUCAUAGACAUUUAUUAUGUCAUAUUAAUUAUUAACAAUUGAAUAUAUUUAAUUGAAUUUCUAUUAAUUAUGUUGGUAAAUAACUAUACUGUAAAAACAUAAUCUCAAUUCGAUUUCUAUUAUAUGAAUACAGUGUAUUUGAUUUUAAUUCGUAUUUUAUCAAUGACUACACAACGGUCAGUAUUUCGACGAAGACGUUCAUCAUCUUUAUCAACAAUAAAUACUAAUUAUUCAGAUGAUGAAGAUUUUUGGUCUGCAUCUUCUUCAAGAAAAACAUCAAAAGAUUCAGAAUAUAAGAAGAAAAUAAGUUUGUCAGCUGUUCAAUCAUCCAAUGAAUUAUAUAUUAUGAAUCCUAAUGAUAUAUCAAAUGAAAUUGAGUAUUCACGUGAAACUUUAUACAACUACAAUGAGUCACACACAGUAAGAGAAUCUCGAACAAACUCUUUUCAAUUCGAUAAUAUUAUGUGUCGACGACAAUCAGUUAGUCUGCCUGGAUUUCAUGAAGGAUUGAAUUCUGGUAAAUUAGUAUCAAGAUUAAGUUUAGUUGGUGAUGAACUUGAAGAGAGUUUAAAGAAAUCAAAAAACUUACAUGAGAUGAGCAGUAAAAGAAGAUGGACUAUAUUUGAUUGUUCAACAUCAAAACCAGAAUAAUACUAAUGAUAAUAAUCCGCUUUAUAAACAAUGAAGAUAUGAAUACAAUGUCAGUAACUGAAUCACAUUGUUGAAGCAUUAAUUUAUUGAACUGUCUUUCAAAUAAACUGUAUUCUUAAUUAACUUUAUUUGUGCACAAUAAUGUAAAAAGUAAACUAAUGAGUUAUUUAUUUUUCCCAUAUUUACAAAAUACACUUCAUUCCUCUAGUAACAAAUCUGAUAUGCUUUUUUUUUAAAAAAAAUCAAUCUUUAAUCAUAACAAUAUGAACAAACUUAUCAAUUGUAUCCUGUAUAAAAAGCACAUGGUAACUAUUAAUUAAUGAAUAUUGUACUUUCCUGCGAAAAAAAAUCAUUUCAAAGAUGAGAAUUUUACAAAGAAAACUUUUUUCUUUAUAAAAAAAGAUUUAUUUAUUUGUCACCAUUAAGAUAAUUCGAACGAUUUACCAUUGAAAUGAAUAAGGAAUCAAAUUAAUUUUCUUGAAAUAUAGUUGAAAAUUGGUAUGAAAGUACACUGAGAUGAUGUAUCGAUUUAAUGAAGUUCCACGACUAUUCGGUUGAUGCUAGUUCGUGAGGAAGAGAAAUUGAGCUGGUUUCCACAAAUCCGUUCACAUGUAGUCACCAGUAAUUAACUGCAAGAUUAGCGACCGAAGUUGCAUUGAGGAGCCAUGACUGAAGAGAUGUGAUCAUAUCAAGUGUAAGACAAUUACUUACUGAUGACAUCAAGUGUUUUUUCACACUCAAUUACAAAAUAACUGGAAUUAAAAGUAUAAACUUUUGAAUUUUAUUGCCAACACACUUGUUGUCAUACCUGAAGGUCUUGAAUUCGAUCCCUGACAUGUUUGUAUUUGUGCACGGUUAAGUAGUUUAAAACUAUAGUAAAAAUCUCCAUUCAGUAUUCUCAAGUAUCUAACGGUUUUCCAACUUAUGUUAGCUCAUAAUGUAAGCUAUCUGUACAUUUCAUUAAUACUGGUCUUCUUAUUGUAGAAUAUGGUUGAAUAAGAUAUCUUAUAAGCCUUUCCAUGUUCAACAUACUAACCUC
Molecule: messenger RNA, 1757 nt
Organism: Schistosoma haematobium
Lineage: Eukaryota; Metazoa; Platyhelminthes; Trematoda; Strigeidida; Schistosomatidae
Exons: 4
Coding region: 191-718 (175 amino acids)
Source: RefSeq, a predicted model, not a curated record